Messenger RNA from Salmo salar (Atlantic salmon), 650 nucleotides. It is a transcript of the gene trappc2, whose product is annotated as trafficking protein particle complex subunit 2. Lineage: Eukaryota; Metazoa; Chordata; Actinopteri; Salmoniformes; Salmonidae. The record is from RefSeq and is marked provisional. Gene Ontology annotation, biological process: endoplasmic reticulum to Golgi vesicle-mediated transport.
AAACAGCGACGUUAUUACGGAAAGGAGAGGCUCGUUUUUAACGGCUAAAUACACAUUUGAUUUAUCAAAUUAAAACCAUUGCUUUAGAGAAAAUUGCAGAUUGCUGGAAAGAAACAUGUCUGGGAGUUUCUAUUUUGUCAUGGUUGGGCAUCAUGAUAAUCCUGUCUUUGAAAUGGAAUUCUUGCCUGUUGGUAAAGCUGAGUCAAAGGAUGACCACCGGCAUCUGAACCAGUUCAUUGCGCAUGCAGCCCUCGACUUGGUGGAUGAAAACAUGUGGCUGUCUAACAACAUGUACCUGAAAACUGUGGACAAGUUCAACGAGUGGUUCGUCUCUGCCUUUGUCACUGCAGGACAUAUGAGAUUCAUCAUGCUUCAUGAUGUACGACAAGAAGAUGGAAUCAAAAACUUCUUCAAUGACGUGUACGAUUUAUACAUUAAGUUUGCAAUGAAUCCUUUCUAUGAAACCAAUGCUCCAAUCCGGUCGACGGCAUUUGACAGGAAAGUACAGUUCCUUGGAAAGAAGCACCUCUUGAGCUGAUGAACUAACCUCGACAACAUGGUCGUGUAGCUUUUUGAAUGUCUUCAUUGUGUGCAGUUUCCAGUUGAAAUAUGUUUUAAGACAUUCAUAAUAUACAAAUAAUUUGUCUAUG